Salarias fasciatus (jewelled blenny) is the source of this 1039-nucleotide messenger RNA. RefSeq names its product 14 kDa phosphohistidine phosphatase. Gene Ontology annotation, cellular component: cytosol. The coding region runs from base 37 to 468 and encodes 143 amino acids. NCBI's taxonomy places the organism in Eukaryota, Metazoa, Chordata, Actinopteri, Blenniiformes, Blenniidae. Gene Ontology annotation, molecular function: protein histidine phosphatase activity. The transcript has 3 exons. Gene Ontology annotation, biological process: peptidyl-histidine dephosphorylation. The record is from RefSeq and is a predicted model, not a curated record.
AGCAUGAUCCCAAUAAAGGCAGUGUGAGAACGUGCCAUGUUUUCAGUUGUCUGCAGACCUCUGAACUCUUUGAGAGGACCCAGCACGGUGCGCAAAGUUGCAAUGGCAAUGUUGGACGCUCUGGUGAAAAUCCCCGAUGCAGAGAUUGAUCCAGAAGGAACCUUUAAGUACAUUUUGAUCAGAGUGAAACUGAAAGAUGGCGAUGCUUUCAAAGACAUAGUCCGAGGCACAAAAAGUGCACAAUACCACAACCAUAUAUUCGAGAAGGUCACCCCAGCUUUGGAGGCCUUGGGAAUGGAGUGCCGAUGCCUUGGAGGAGGGAAAAUAGAGCACAACAGCCAGGAGAAAAAACUAAGGGUGUUUGGAGAAUCAACAGCCUUUGGGAAGGCAGACCAUUCUGUGUCUGCUGACAAGCUGAGGACUACCUUCUCCGGCUAUGAGGUCACCUGGUCUGAUGACACAAAAUAAGACCCUAAACCUGCAAUUUAUUUCAAAAGUUAUGCAUUUGUUUCUCAGACCUAGUUUGGAUUCUGGAUAAUUUUGCUUUGGCCCUCAUGUGCAACAGUCAUUUGUUCAAACGCAUAAUGUCUGCCUUCGUAUGUUUACUUCUGACUUGGAAAAUAUAUAUUUCGACUUAUGAAGGGUAUUUAUGUUAUAUUAUAAAAAAAAAAACAUGUCAUAUAUAUUUAUAUUCAUGGCCCCUUUGUGUUUUCUCUGCUACCAAAUAUAUUUAAAAGCUAUGUUAUGAAUACUGAGGUCAUCCUCAAAUAUGUGUAAUUUUUUUUUUUAGAGGUUGAUUGGCCGUGUAUUCAAACUGGAGUCCUUUGCCAAGCGUAAAGUCCAUGCAGGAAAGGGUGAGCCAGUUGAAAUCACAGACAUAUCCUGUUGCCCUGAGGGAAAGUUUGUUGGAAAAAAGAGAGAGACUUUGACUUUCCGUUAUGAUAAAGACACUUUCGUUUGUGUGUGCUCCAAUGAUGACUGAGUAACUUCCACUGAGGGGAAAAUGUCACUAUGUAGUUUGAGAUUUAAGCCAAUAAAA